This is a messenger RNA of Pararge aegeria (speckled wood butterfly), 1961 nucleotides long. RefSeq names its product josephin-1 (gene Josd). Gene Ontology annotation, molecular function: cysteine-type deubiquitinase activity. NCBI's taxonomy places the organism in Eukaryota, Metazoa, Arthropoda, Insecta, Lepidoptera, Nymphalidae. The record is from RefSeq and is a predicted model, not a curated record. The coding region runs from base 182 to 880 and encodes 232 amino acids. Gene Ontology annotation, biological process: protein deubiquitination. The transcript has 4 exons.
UAAAAUUAUUGUGAAGCAGCAAAAGCUUCGGGAAUUUAUUGUUUUUUAAUUAAAUUUAAAGGUAGUGGAAAACAACAAAUACUUCGUAUGAAACUCUUCCUGCUGUUUAAUAAAACCUCCGCAAAAAAACUGUGCAUGAAGGCUAUUUACAAGUACAAAUCAUGGUGAUUGUGUGAUCGAGAUGAGUUCAAAGCCACAAAUAUAUCAUGAGAAGCAAGUAAAGGAGCUCUGCGCUUUGCAUGCGCUGAAUAACUUAUUCCAGACACGUAACACCUUUUCAAAAUCAGAAUUAGACACAAUAUGCAGCCGCUUAUCCCCCAAUGUGUGGAUCAAUCCUCACCGUUCCAUGCUGGGGCUGGGCAACUAUGACAUCAAUGUCAUCAUGGCAGCACUGCAGAAGAAGGGUUGUGAAGCCAUCUGGUUUGAUAAGCGGAAAGAUCCAGGAUGCUUAGAUCUCUCAAACAUCUGUGGGUUCAUCCUCAACGUUCCUUCGGAUUACAAGCUAGGGUUCGUGAUGUUGCCGCUUCGCAGGCGACACUGGAUAACCAUCCGUCAGAUACAAGGGAACUUCUACAAUCUGGACUCCAAGUUGGACUCGCCACAGUUAAUAGGAAGGAGUAGUGAUUUAAUAGCGUAUUUAAAAGAGCAGUUAGAGAGCAAAGAGAAGGAAUUGUUUGUGGUUGUGAGCCAAGAGGUGGAGGAGAAGCAGCUGUGGAUGAACCAGUUCAUCCUCCAAGGCAACGGAGGGCACGAGGUCGGUAUUCACAGGGAGUCUGCGCUCGAGAGUCCGGACGACUCGAGCCCCGUCUGCGAUUUCAGUAACCGUGAUGCAGAGUGCUUGAGAUUGAAUGAAGUGAACUGUGUUAGGGAGAACUUUUAAGUGCAUUUUUCCAAAAGUUGUUUUAAGUGUUGCGCAAACGUUGUCACUGUUUAAUAAAAAAAAUCACUACAUAAUCAUCACAGAGUAAAAGUAGGGGUCCGACAAGAGUCGUCUAGACAUAGCAGUCGCGUUGUAAGUACCAUAGCCUAGUAAAGUUCAAUGUACACAAGAAUUCAGGCAACAUACGAUAAAAUGGUUGCAGUACUCUUACGCAGCAGUUGUAUAUUGCACUGAAGGUUCCUUGCGCGACGCUAUCUAGACGAUGUCGGCAUUUCCCAGUAGAUCAAAAGCGGUGAACUACUGUCUCUCUUUAUGCUAUACUUUCAUAGUAAACCGUUAAUUCAAUGUUUACAUUCAAUGACGAGUUAGCGCUUGGUUGUAAAAAAUUGUCUACGUUUGUAGAAAAGCGAUUUAUUGUAUUAUUGCGGUUACAUUUGCUACUAUCGCUUGAGUGGCCGUCAUUUAAACUACUUUUAGAUCGCUGAAGAGCUAAGUCGUUUAGGUAAAUAGCUCAAGGCGCUGUCGCUAAAGCUACCUAGGGCUAAAUUGAUCUCUAAAUCGUCUAUAACGACUUACUGUAAGCGGUUUAAGACUUAUUUUACGCAUCCAAUCGAAAAAAUAGGCAACAUUUCAACAGUCUAGUUCUGUGUCAAAUAUCGUUAGAUGAUCGGAAAAAAUCCGACUAGGCAGUACGACGACUGCAGAGCGCCGUUUUGUGACCGCAUAGGCGUAUUAUCAUACGUCCACAUAUGCGAUCAAAAAACGCAUAAUAUAUAAGAUCGGAGUAGACAAAAAAUACAUAUCAAAAUAACUGUUUUACUGUUUCAAACAGAAUACUAGUCACCGCGUAUUGUGUAAUAUAAAACAGCGUUUACUGACACCUCCGGCGAUAGUGGUCAAUGUAUCCCUAACCUUGAGCUUAAAGACACCAAAAGCAUUUUAUUUAUAUUCCUACGGGGUGCCGGGAAAUUCCUUGCAAGAGUUUCGAUUAUCGAAAUUUGCAUAUUCUUCGAGUCGUUCAAGAUAUUAUACUACAAAAUAUAUAUAUAUUACUAAAUAUUUUUUUAUAAACAUCCCAGUU